AUGGCGGCGCCAGCCCCGGGGCCUGGGGCAGCCUCCGGCGGCGCUGGCUGUAGCGGCGGCGGCGCGGUCGGCGGCUCGGGCUCCGGGUCCGGAUCCGCGGGGGCAGGGGGCCGGCUGCCCAGCCGGGUGCUGGAAUUGGUGUUCUCCUACCUGGAGCUGUCCGAGCUGAGGAACUGCGCCCUGGUGUGCAAGCACUGGUACCGCUGCCUGCACGGUGAUGAGAACAGCGAGGUGUGGCGGAGCCUUUGCGCCCGCAGCCUGGCAGAAGAGGCUCUGCGCACGGACAUCCUCUGCAACCUGCCCAGCUACAAGGCUAAGGUACGUGCUUUCCAACAUGCCUUCAGCACUAAUGACUGCUCCAGGAAUGUCUACAUUAAGAAAAAUGGCUUUACUUUACAUCGAAACCCCAUUGCUCAGAGUACUGAUGGUGCAAGGACCAAGAUUGGUUUCAGUGAGGGCCGCCAUGCAUGGGAAGUGUGGUGGGAAGGCCCUCUGGGCACUGUGGCAGUGAUUGGAAUUGCCACAAAACGGGCCCCCAUGCAAUGCCAAGGUUAUGUGGCAUUACUGGGUAGUGAUGACCAGAGCUGGGGCUGGAAUCUGGUGGACAAUAAUCUACUACAUAAUGGAGAAGUCAAUGGUAGUUUUCCACAAUGCAACAAUGCACCAAAAUAUCAGAUAGGAGAAAGAAUUCGCGUCAUCUUGGACAUGGAAGAUAAGACUUUAGCUUUUGAACGUGGAUAUGAGUUCCUGGGGGUUGCCUUUAGAGGACUUCCAAAGGUCUGCUUAUAUCCAGCAGUUUCUGCUGUAUAUGGCAACACAGAAGUGACUUUGGUUUACCUUGGAAAACCUUUGGAUGGAUGACAGUCGCUUUCUUGGGGUGAAAGACAGAAUGGAGGAGAUAUCUGCUUGUGGAAAGUAGAAUCAUGAAGUGACAGUGUCAUACAUGCAUGCCCAAGAAACAUCCUGAAAAACACACGAAAUUGUUAACUGGAGAAGCAACUCUAUGGCAGAGCUUAUCUUAGUGUUUCCUCUUUGUACUGGGCCAGAAAAAUCCUCAGGGUUGCAGUUGGUUGAGUGGGCAGUUGACAUAUGCAUGUUGCAACAGAUUUUGUCUCUAAGUUAGCAAUGUGUCAUUUCCAACUUUUAAGGUGAGAUUUUAGAGAUGCUAUAAAAGGGAUAAGAUAAGGAAAUAGCAAGAUUUUUAAGUAGUGUGUUUGUGAAGAAAGACUGAUACUGUUUUACAACUGCCUGUUUUUUCUCCAGACCCUUUUUUCCAGCCAGCUUGACUAUUAGAAAAGUAUGAAACUGGUUGGGUUUUAUUUAAUAUUUUUAAUAUAUUGAGAAGCAUGGUCUGCCUGGACUGCACUUCUCUAACAGUGAGAUGUAAAAUUGUGCAGCUAUUUUAAAAGUUGUAUAUAUAAUAAGUGUGUAAAAAAACUGUAAAAAAAAAAAAAACAAAACAGGACAAAGGGGUUGCUUUGUUCUAGUUCAGUUUCUUAAAAACCACUACAUGGUACAAAAUUAGAAUAACAUUUAGGGAAAAUUAGGUAACUACAAAGAAGAGGAUUUUAAGAGGAGAUGUGUUGUAUUGGCUCAUUUUUACAUUAAUUUGGUUUACAGUUUCCAUAGCUAUUACAGUCUGGUAUUUUUUCUUUUAAUGAUCAAAAUUAUUGUAAAGACCCCUCAGUGUCCUGGUUUAAGAUUGAGGGAAGGCAAAUUUUAUUUCUAAUCAUACAUAGGUCAGUAGUAAUAACAAUAAUGUGCAUCUUAUAGUAUCUGGUUUUAUAUUUUGGCCUUUUGAGAAAGUGUCUCAUAACAAUAUAGAACAUUGCCAUUUGCUCUUACAGGCCUCAAAUAUGAAAGCUGUUAGUCACAGACCUUUGGAGAAGAAUUAAUGGUCCUUUUAUUUUGUAACUUUAUAAUGCUGUAGAUACUAUAAUUUUUUUUUAAAUUUCAUAUUGUUUACAUCAUGGCAACAAAUCUAAGCCUCAAACUCUUCAUUGGGGUUAUCAAGAAAAUGUUUACUCACCCAUCUGAAACAGUGCCAGCCUGAACCCAGGUUAAGAAUGUUCUUAAUCUCAUUAUAGAUAAUUGCCCCCAUGGGACUUGAAAUAAAAUACCUUGUGCUGAAAAUGAAAACUUCAGGUUGGCAAUAUUUUGAAGGUUUCCUUAUAGAAGAGCUUGACAUUAAUUCCUAAUUUGAGUUUUUGACUAAUAAAUCUAAUUUCACUAAUACUCUUGAAUUAAUAAUCUAACAUACACGAGCUGAGAUUUUCUUUUGUUAUAAGAGAAACAAACAUCAUCUUUCUGUAUGAAAGUAUAAAUGUAUGGUUUCAGAUGCAUCUUUGUGAUAAGAAUUGACUAAGGCAGGUGGUUCUUUGCCUUUCAGCUUAUUGCUGUGUGUAAUUUUGUUUUAAAUCUAAUCAAAUUAGGGACAGACAGUAAGCAGCUGGCUGGAGUUCUUGGCUUGCUCCUUGAGAGUUAAGAUUAUCAAUACUCUUAUGAAGCAGGGGAUUUCAGUCAUGAACAAAGAUUUAUUUUUGCCACUUGACAGGUUUACAAAUAUUUAUUGUGUAUUUGGUAUGUUGCUUACAGUUGAAAUCUGUUAAAGAUCCUUUUCAAUAUCCAUGUCAAGAAGAAACCUGGAAACCAUAUUUAAUAAUAGUACAGAGUGAAAUUAUAUGUUAAAUGUGUUAGAGAAUGUAGCUGCUACAGAAAUUGAUUUUUCCUGGUGCAGAACAACUCAAUUUGGCAAAGUUUAGAAUUUGAAGAAAAGAACUGGUUCAGGAUGAAGGUUGAUAAAUGAUAAGACAAUAAAGUCCCUUAUGUGCUUGGUUUUUUUUUCAGGGAGUGAUAUAGCCAAUUCCAAGAGCUUUUGCUGAGAGUUUUGUUUAUAACUUCUGUUUUGUCUUAUUAGUAUAAUAUUGUCUUAUUAGUAUAAUAUUCAUUUGUAACAAAGUUUUGAAGGUGCUGAAUGGAAAACAGAAACACAUGGUUAUUGCACAUUCAACCUAGAAUCAAAUAAUUGCUUAAAUAUUUAACAACAAGCCAUUCUUAAAGACUUAAAUUCUCUAAUAUGCUGUUUGCAAAUUUUAUAAAAUGGAGGUUCAUAUUUAGAAUGAGCAUCAGGGGAAUGAGGAGCCUUCAUUUAUAACCUGAUAUUUUAUUACUGGAGACCAUUAGUUGUUGUACAGAGAAUAUUAAACCGUUAAAAUGUUUAAGGAAAAGGAAUCUCUUUCGUUGGUGCUGAGAGAGCAUUCAGGUAGAAGACAGUUGCACCUGAAGGUUAAGUAUAAAUCAUCUAGACCAGUGGUUCUCAAACUUAGCUGUGCUUUGGAGUCAUGUGCAUUUUGAAAAAUAUUGAUGCUUGGGUCCCAUACCCUAAAAUUCUGAUGUUGGUCUGGGAUAUGACAUGAUCAUAAGGAUUUUUUUGAACUUCCUAGCUGAUUUCAGUAUGCUGCUAAGGUUGAGUUUUAAAUUCACCUUAAGUUUUCUCAUCUGCAAAAUUAAAAAAAAAAAAAAAUCCUUGCUCCCUCCCUUCACUACCUCACAAGCAUAUUGAAGAGAAAGGAGAAAAUAAUAGGAAAUACUUGUAUGAUGGAUAAAAUGUGUUAUUGAAAGACAAAGUAGUAUUGGUUGUAUUUCAACUAAAACUAUGAUCAGGAAAGGAAAAUGUGUAAUUGAAUUUAUUUUGUUGACUUGGGAAACUGGGAGCAUUCUCUUUGGUUCUUAACUUUAGGGAAGCAUGCAGAUGUGUAAACAAACAAUACUAUUAUUCAUACUAUGGUCUUCUGUCAUACUUGAGAUAGGCUGUUUUAAUUACCUGGUUCUACAUAGGAAAGAAAUAUUGAGGCUUGAAGUCUGUAAUGGCCAAUGGCUCAUGAUUCAUUAAAACUUUUCAUACAAGGA
This is a messenger RNA of Leptonychotes weddellii (Weddell seal), 3909 nucleotides long. It is a transcript of the gene FBXO45, whose product is annotated as F-box protein 45. NCBI's taxonomy places the organism in Eukaryota, Metazoa, Chordata, Mammalia, Carnivora, Phocidae. Gene Ontology annotation, molecular function: protein binding. Gene Ontology annotation, cellular component: SCF ubiquitin ligase complex; synapse. The record is from RefSeq and is a predicted model, not a curated record. Gene Ontology annotation, biological process: proteasome-mediated ubiquitin-dependent protein catabolic process; synapse assembly involved in innervation.